AUGUCGUUUGAAGAUUUCGGAGGAUCACUGAUUGCAAUACAGUUCAACAAAAGCGGUCAGAUCAAUAAAAAGAAAUUAAUUCAAAUAUACUGGAGCUUAUUAAAAUAUCACCAAACCUUAACAUUCAAUGAGUUCAAAGAGAAAAAAAAACUGGAAAAAAAAGCUGCAGAAGACGCUGAAUAUAGAAAGGGUAUCUGUGGUGUUGGGCGAACUGGUGGUUCUGAAGGUACCUAUGGCAAUGGAGGAGCCGGUGGUGGCAAUGGAGGAGUGGGUGGUGGCAAUGGUGGAGCCGGUAGUGAUAAUGGAGGAACUAGUGGUGGCAAAGGAGGUGCAGGUGGUGGCACUGGAGGCGUUGGUGAUGGUAAUGGCGGAGCUGGUGGUGGUAGCGGAGAAAUGGAUGUUGGUUGA
Molecule: messenger RNA, 408 nt
Organism: Sipha flava (yellow sugarcane aphid)
Lineage: Eukaryota; Metazoa; Arthropoda; Insecta; Hemiptera; Aphididae
Product: putative glycine-rich cell wall structural protein 1
Exons: 3
Coding region: 1-408 (135 amino acids)
Source: RefSeq, a predicted model, not a curated record